AAUCGUUCUGUUCUGUCAGCGCAGAAAAGUUUUCUACGAACGCCGCCAUUUUGUUGAAGACGAAGGGUAUCGGAGAAUUCUGUUGUCAUAAUUAUGAGUAAGAUUUUGGCCUAGUCGCGUAUUGAUGACCGCUUUGGGAGAUAGUGUAGUAAAACGUGAUAGUGGAUAUUUUGUGUUCGUGAGUUAUUUUUGUGAAGGAUGGUAGACCCGUAGUUGAAUCGGACAUGCUAUGCACAGACAUACGUGAUGGAGAUCGGAGGGAAUCUUAUUCGGAUUAGUAUUUACACAACCUGAGUAGUGCCGCGGUAUGUAACUUGGAGGAGCCAUCGCAAUGAUUAUUAGCCUUGUGUGCCUUUACUAUGGAAUUGAACAUCGAAGACCACUGGCACUCAUUGUGGCCGCUAGUGUGGUUAAGAUUUAACUGCACAUUAACUUCCGUUUUCUUAGUAUCCUGACAAUCUUCGCCAUUUGUGAAUUUCACUGGAGUUAGUACGUUUGAAGUUAGGCUUAGAGUCAACAUGGCUGACCACUUGGUUGAUGGACCGCCGAAUAAGCGAACUAAACUAAGUGAGAAUGCUAUAACCGAUAAUUCAGAUCUUCCAUUUGGACUCUGGGAUCUAGAAAAUUCCUUACCUGAAGAGCUAAUGGGGUCAGGCGGACUUGAUCCGUCCGAUAUGCCAAGUCAAACAUCGCAGACAUCAACUCAACAAAACCUUUUGAAUGGAACUGGUGAUAGUGUUCCAGUAGAGAGCAAUGCUGUUGGCAGUGCAACUACUCAGAGGCAUCAGCAGCUCUCUCAGUUACUACAAACAAAGCCAAAUGUUUCUCAUAGUACUGUACCAACACCUUCAUCUCAUAGUGGGAUACCCACAACUCAAAGGAUACCAAGCCCUAGUGUGUCUUUAGCUUCGAUGACUGCUGUGAAAAGUCCUCAUGCAAAUAAUUUGACACCUCCUAAUACCACUGUAAAUAAAACUGGUACUGUUGUUUCAUCUUCUACCCACAUAAGUGUUAGUGAUGGUAGUGCAGCUAUCACAAAUAUUUCAAAUAGUAUAGCCAAUAGUUUAAGUAAUACAUCUGGAAAUUUGGGUAUGAACAAUAAUAUGUUGUUGAUGCAGAAUAAAGGAAGUGCUAUCGGUUCUCAAAGUAAUCUGGUGUCUCUCCCCACAUCAGUGGCAGGGAACAGUACUGGGAAUAAUUCCCAGCUUCAUCCACCACUUGCUGUUGUGCAACCUCCUCAGGUAAAUCAACAGACUAACACAUCACUUAUCAAUGGUAGUCAUAUGCCCCUUGGAAAUACUAGCUCAUUAAAUUUAAACCGAGGGGUUAAUCCAUCUGUCUCGUCAGCUGUGACUCAUAGUACUGUGAUUGCACCGCAUUCUCCUCAUCAGAACAUUUUAGGACAUCCAUCAUUAAGUAAUCAAGGUGCUAAUUUAAAGGCUCCUGGUGUAACACCAUUAGGCCAAGCAAAUAAUGCCCCCUUUCAUGUCUACAAUGCUGUAUCAGCAUCACAAAUAGGAUUGCCAUCUUCCAUAUCUUCCAUCUCUAUAAGUGGGCAGCGACAAGCAGUUACAAGUAUUGCACUGAAUGUACCUCCUAGAUAUACCACUCCAGUAGAUUCAAAUUUAGGAAAUUCAGUGCCACAAAUGUCAGUUUCUAACCAUCCUGUUACGCAAAGUCCUGGUCAGCAGAGCUCACCAGGCACAGUUAGUGUAGCUCCAUCUGUUGGAGCACCUGCACCUACUGCUGAUCCUGAAAAGCGAAAACUUAUUCAGCAACAACUUGUUCUGCUUCUUCAUGCUCAUAAGUGUCAGAGGCGUGAAAAUCAGUCAAAUGGAGAAGUGAGACAGUGCUCUUUACCUCAUUGUCGGACUAUGAAACAUGUGCUUAGUCACAUGACAACAUGCCAAGCUGGAAAAUCUUGUGGUGUACCCCAUUGUUCUUCUUCUCGUCAGAUAAUAUCUCAUUGGAAGAAUUGUACCCGUAGCGAUUGUCCUGUAUGCUUGCCAUUAAAACAAGCAUCUGAUCGUAGGCAGCAGCAAGCAGCAGCUGCUGUUCAGACAAGUCAGUCAGGUCAAGUUCCAGCACCAGCUGACAUGCAACGGGCCUAUGCAGCACUUGGACUUCCAUUUAAUGCUGGCAAUGGCAGUGCAAACAUUAAUCCUGUGAUACAACGGAGUCAAACUGUUUCUGUUCCUCAUGUAAAUGAACAAACUCAGUGUUCUCCACAAAGCUUAAACCACAUCCAGACACCACAAUCUGCUCCACCAAAUCAACAACCUCAAGUUCAGCUGAGGCCUCUCAUACAGAAUAGUAAUACCGGAACAAUUGCUAAUGCUGCUGCACAAAGUUUCAUUAUAGGCGAUAAUCUUCAAUCUAAAGUAAAAGCCACGAAUGCUGCAUUAUUGAAUUCUGCACCAAACCAGGUAGCUCCUAUUGUUACAGGGGUAAUUCCAGACAAUCCAACAACUUCAAAGGAUUGGCAUCAAUCGGUAACUCAGGAUUUACGGCACCAUUUAGUCCAAAAAAUAGUACAAGCCAUAUUUCCGACGACUGAUAUAUCAGCAUUGCAAGACAAACGGAUGAUUAAUCUAGUCGCUUAUGCCAGAAAAGUUGAGGGUGAUAUGUAUGAAGCUGCAAAUAGUAGGGAAGAAUAUUACCAGUUGCUUGCUGAAAAAAUUUAUAAAAUUCAAAAAGAGCUGGAAGAAAAACGCCAGAAAAGAAAAGAGAUGCAAAUGCAACAACAAGUAGGGCCUGGGCUAGGACCUAUUCUCAGUAAUAAUUCUUCAGCUGCCACACCAAAACUUCCUCUUACAGGUGCAAUAUCACUAACACAUUUGCCAAGUCUUAAUGUACCUGGUAGUCAACAAAGAAUGCCUCCACCCAAUAUAACUGUUCCUCCAAAUACUGCAGCAAGAGGCCCUGAACUCUUUUCCUCUCCUGGAUCUCAAUUAUCAAACUCUAUAAACGCCAAUAUUAACAUGAAUAUAAAUCAAAGUCAGUUCAGUCCUGCACAGGCUCGACGGAGUCCUCUUCCUCCUGUUAGUUUGCAACAGCAGCAGUUGUCCCAGGCGCAUUUUAACAGCAUAAAUACUUCUGUGACAACAAUUGCAGGUGCUCCUGUAGAUUCAUCAGUUAUGCCUUCGACACCAAGUGGAAUUUCAGUAUCUCAAUUCAAUUCAUCUCUUCAACAAAAUCAUUCUCAGAUGUCAGAUGGCUUUAAAACCAGGCAAAUGGCUAUGUCUCAACAGCACCAGCCUCAAGCUUCUAGGUUAUUAAGUCAAAAUAAUCAAGGUCAAUUAAUAAUGACACCUAAUAUAAAUGCCCAGAUACAUUUGAUAAAUCAGCAACAGCAGCAGCAGCAGCAACAACAGCAGCAGCAGCAGCAGCAGCAACAACAACAGCAGCAGCAACAACAACAACAACAACAACAACAGCAGCAGCAGCAACAACAACAACAACAGCAGCAGCAGCAGCAACAACAACAACAGCAGCAGCCACCACCUCCUCCUCCUCCUCCUCCACCGCCACCGCCACCACAACAGCAAUCAAUACAACAAUCUAAUCAAAAUCAAGUACCUCAAGGGGCUCAGCAACAGAAUCAAGCCCAUGUGAAUCAGUUAAUACCAAAAUCACAACCUGGUCUUUCACCUCAAAUGUCCUCUAUUCCAAAUGGAACCCAAAUACCCCAAUCUUCGACUCCUCAACCACAGUCCCUACAGACACCAGUUCAACAGCCACCCAGAGCUGCUUCAGUGCCUGGAACACAUCCUCAAACACCAUCCACACCACAACCUCCUCCCCCUCCUCCUCCUCCUCCAGUAGUACAAACUCAAAUGCAAAAUCAUAGUCAAGCUCAGUCUUCUAAACCUACAGUACUUAAUGUUGAAGAUAGUAAUGAAGAUUUUAAAUCUGUUAUGUCUGUCUCUCAAGAGGGUGUUUCUUCUGUUAGCCAAAUUGAUACACAGCAAAAUACCCCUGUAUCAUCAACCUCAGAUCAAGGGUCAGUUCAAACUGGAGGUAAAGUUUUUUCAUUUGCUUCUGAAAAGUCUACUGGAGAAAACAGCAAUAGUGAAAAAAUGGAAAUAGAAAGUGACAAAAAUUCGGGUGGAAAGCAGGAACCCAUUGUUGAUGUGAAGCCAAGUGGUAAACCUGUUAACCAAGAUGCUAGUAUGGAUGUUAAAGAGUCAGCUGAAGAUGGUUUUUCUGCUAACUCCUCAAUCAAAGAAGAGCAAACUGUUGUAAAAGAGGAAAUUGCAAGUCCUGCUCCAGUUCCAAGUGUAGGAGAAAACUGUGUAGACACCAAACCAGAUUCAUCUAGUGAAUCAACUCAGCCUUCCAAGCAUAAGCCAAAUAAGAAAAUUUUUAAACCUGAUGAGCUGCGCCAAGCUCUGAUGCCGACAUUAGAAAAGCUGUAUAAGCAAGACCCAGAAUCACUUCCAUUUCGGCGACCUGUUGAUCCUCAACUUUUGCUGAUUCCUACUAAAGGCAAAGAGUCAGCAUCAAAUGUCAAAAGACAAGACACAAUGGAUUAUUUUGAUAUUAUAAAAAGGCCAAUGGAUUUAUCGACAAUUAAACGGAAAUUAGACACUGGACAGUAUCAAGAUCCUUGGCAGUAUGUUGAUGAUGUAUGGUUAAUGUUUGAUAAUGCGUGGUUAUAUAACAGGAAAACAUCUAAAGUGUACAGGCAUUGUUCAAAGCUUGCUGAAGUAUUUGAACAGGAGAUAGACCCUGUAAUGCAGUCAUUAGGUUAUUGUUGUGGUCGAAAAUAUGUCUUCCAACCUCAAGUUUUAUGUUGUUAUGGAAAGCAGUUAUGUACUAUUCCUAGGGAUGCUAAAUAUUGGAGUUACCAAAAUAGGUAUACUUACUGUCUGAAAUGUUUUUCUGAAAUACCGGGAGAUACUGUUACACUUGGCGAUGACCCAUCUCAGCCUCCUACGAUUAUCAAAAAGGAUCAGUUUGUGGAAAUGAAGAACGAUCAUUUGGAACAAGAACCUAUGGUAGAGUGCACAGAUUGUGGUCGAAAAUUACAUCAAAUCUGUGUUCUCCAUUUUGAAGUAAUCUGGCCUGAAGGGUUUACUUGUGAUAAUUGUCUGAAAAGUAAAGGAAAAAAGAAGAAAGAAAACAAAUUCACUUCGAAAAGAUUGCAACAGUCCAAACUUGGAGUUUAUAUUGAGAAUCGUGUUAAUGGCUUUUUGAAGAAAAAGGAUUGUGGUGCUGGUGAAGUUACGAUUCGUGUGGUAUCAAGUUCAGAAAAAUGUGUGGAAGUGAAGCCUGGCAUGAAAGCGAGAUAUGUUGAUACUGGACAGUGGCCAGAAACCUUUCCAUACAGGGCUAAGGCUUUAUUUGCAUUUGAAGAAAUUGAUGGAGUCGAUACCUGUUUCUUUGGUAUGCAUGUUCAAGAAUAUGGUUCAGAAUGUUCGCCACCAAAUACCAGAAGGGUGUAUAUUGCUUACUUGGACAGUGUUCACUUCUUUCGUCCGAAACAGUUUCGAACUGCUGUUUACCAUGAAAUCCUUCUUGGUUAUCUUGAUUAUGCUAAGCAGCUUGGAUAUACAAUGGCACACAUUUGGGCUUGUCCACCUAGUGAGGGUGAUGACUAUAUAUUCCAUUGUCACCCUGCUGAACAGAAGAUUCCUAAACCCAAAAGGCUUCAAGAAUGGUAUAAAAAGAUGCUUGACAAAGGGAUUGUUGACAGAAUUGUUCUAGAUUAUAAGGAUAUUCUCAAACAAGCUACUGAAGAUAAUUUGCAGAGUGCUUCUGAAUUGCCGUAUUUUGAAGGUGAUUUUUGGCCUAAUGUUCUGGAAGAGAGCAUUAAGGAACUUGACCAGGAGGAGGAAGAAAAGAGGAAACAGGAAGCCACUGCAGCCGCUGCCGCUGAAGCAGCUGCAAGAGCUGCUGCUGCUGCUUCUUCAGAUGCAAAUGGAGAAGGAGAAGAUAGUAUGGAUGGUAAAAAGAAGGGCCAGAAGAGUGGAAGAAACAAAAAAUCUAACAAAAGUAAAAAUAACCAACGUAAAAACAAUAAGAAGUCAACUGUUCCUUACACAGGAAAUGAUUUAUCUGCAAAGAUAUAUUCUACGAUGGAAAAACAUAAAGAGGUCUUCUUUGUUAUCCGUUUACAUUCUGUUCAAGCAGCUGCAAGUUUGCCACCAAUUAAUGAUCCAGAUCCUUUUAUUAAUUGUGAUAUGAUGGAUGGUCGUGAUGCAUUCCUGACUCUUGCUAGAGAAAAACAUUAUGAAUUUUCUUCCUUAAGACGAACAAAGUUUUCUAGUAUGGCCAUGUUGUAUGAAUUACAUAAUCAAGGACAAGAUCGAUUUGUAUAUACUUGCAAUAAUUGCAAAAACAAUGUGGAAACUAGAUAUCACUGCACAGUAUGUGAUGAUUUUGAUCUUUGUGUCAACUGUUUUGACAAAGAUGGUCAUAACCAUAAAAUGGAAAAAUUAGGCUUUGGAUUAGAUGACGAUUCUUCUACCUGUGAUCAGAAACAAACAAAUCCUCAAGAAUCCAGGCGAUUAUCCAUUCAACGUUGCAUACAAUCACUUGUACAUGCUUGUCAAUGUAGAGAUGCUAACUGUCGUCUACCUAGUUGCCAGAAAAUGAAAAGAGUCGUUCAGCAUGCUAAAAGCUGUAAACGUAAGACUAAUGGUGGCUGUCCGAUCUGUAAGCAGCUCAUUGCAUUGUGCUGCUAUCAUGCAAAACAUUGUCAGGAAGCCAAGUGUCCAGUUCCCUAUUGUUUGAACAUUAAGCAUAAGUUAAGGCAACAACAAUUGCAACAAAGAUUACAGCAGGCCCAGAUUCUUAAACGACGUAUCGCAACUAUGCAGAAUCGAGGAAUGUCUGGUUCAGUGCCAUCAUCCAGUCCUGGGAACUCUAGUACAACAAAUCAGCCUUCUCCUGGUGCUCAGUCUCACACUUCACCUCAUCCUCCACAACCAGGAGUGGGCAUGAAACCAUCAACUGGACCUCCGGUUGGGGCUUUACAAGCUGUUCAGCAAGUUCAGGCAGCAGCUGCCAGGCAAACAGCACCACAUAUGGUUACACCUGCAGUAAAUUACGGUAAAGGCAAUCCUGUUGUCAGUCCACCUACUCCAAAUCCUAAUUUAAUUGCUACACAACAACAAAUGCAAGCUCAGAUGCAAAAGCCUAUUACACAAAUGUUACCUGGUGUGCCUAAUCGUAUGAUAGGAAUGGGAAAUGUUACAUGUUGGGGAGAUAACUCUAAUUACACUCAAAGUCCACAGCCUCAUCAAAGUCCUCAACCUCAGCCUCCUCAGCCAAUGGGUCUAAGACCACAGUCUCAACUUAUGGGACCUAGUGGAAUGACUAAUUCCAUGGCUAAUACUGUGACAACAAUUGGGCCACCGCAGGUUAUGCCCAACCCACCUGGACCAUCUUUAAACAUGCCUAGGCCUACUACACAAGCAUUGCAACAGUUACUUCAAACAUUAAAAUCACCUACUUCUCCUCAACAACAACAACAAGUGCUCGCCAUUUUAAAGUCUAAUCCUCAACUUAUGGCUGCUUUUAUCAAACAAAGAACUGCUCAACAGCAGCAGCAGCAACAACAACAACAACAGCAGCAGCAACAACAACAACAGCAAAUGUUGUUAAAUGACAACAGUAUGAUUGGACCUCCUCCUCAACCUAAUGUUUGGUAUAAACAGCAACAACAUUUACUUGCUAUGCAAAGGCAACAACAGCAGCAACAACCUAAUCAGUUUCCUCAUCCUCAGCCGCCUAUGUAUGCUCAACGUCCAAGGAUGCCCAUGCCAAUGAAUUUUGGUCACCAGCAGGGUUUUCAGACUGACAAUACUCAAUUCCAGUUCCAACAGCAGCCCCAACAGAUUCUUAUGCAGCCUCAAAUAAAACAAAUGGCUUCACCCACUCAUCCUCCCAUAAGUCCUCAACAAGGUAUUCUUAAUCACCCACAAGGACCAGUUCCAUCUCCUCAGCAACAACUAAUGCAACAAGUGAGAUCUCCACCACCAACUGCAGCACAAUUAGCACAAACUGUUCGAUCACCCCAACCUAUAGCAUCACCAAGGACUCAAGCGAAUACUCCUCAAAAUCAACCAAUUCCUUCUCCUAGGCAACAGCCCACGCCUUCACCUCAUUAUCCUGCACAAACCCAGUCUCCUCACCCAAGUCUUUCUGUUGGGGCCUCAGGACUAACUGGUCCUGAUCAAUUGACUACUAGCAACGACAUGAUGCUUACACAUCUUGCAAAUUCAGUGUCUUCACAUUCUAGUAUAGCCAGUCAGUUACAAAGUCCCUUAAAUCAAGAACUGGGGCUCUCAUCUAGAGACAAUAUAGACUUGACUCAUUUGACUAGAGAAGAGCAACUUGAUAAAUGUGUUGAAAAUUUAUAACGAAAUUCUGUUAAUCUCUCUCUUUACAUCAUUUAUCUUUUCAUUCGGCUAUAUAAAAACAAAGAAACACCAGGUUUUUUGGUCACUUUUAUAUCCAGCUCUUAAGUUAUUGCUUGUGAACUUGAUAAAUUUUCUGAUUCUAAAGCAAAUAUAAUUUUUGUAUUUAAAGAAUUUGUAUAACUUAUAACAGAUGAAAUGUUUUGUACAGUUAAAUAUGUUUUACUUUGCUUAGAUAUAAGCCGGCCUACCAUAUUUUAGUUGAAUAAUUGCGAACCAGCAGUGGGUAACUGGCUUAAUUUUACCAAAUUUUUUUUAUUAUUAUUGAUUGUUUAUUGUGAUCUCGCAAGGUCUUUUAUAUAAAGUAUUUAAAUGCUUUUUAUUAUGUUUGUUUGUACAGUCAAUUGUGAACAAGUAAAUUAUAUAACACGCACAUCAUAUCAUUUAUUAAUAAAAAACAUACCUCCUAUGUUCAUAAAGCUAUAACAGCAAUGUUUUAUUGCUAAAUGGUAGUUGGAUACUUUACUUUUGUGAUAUCUGAAGAUGGAAGGGACUGACUGCCUGCUAUAUUUGUGAUUUAAAUAUUUUUCUUAGAAUUGUCAUUUAUCAUCUCAUCAUUAUUGUAACAUUCCAAAAAGUUAACUGUAUAAUUUGAAAUAUCAAUCUUUUUUUGUUUCAGAAAUAUGAAUAAAUUUUUAAAUGUUCAGAAGUGUGUAUUGUGUAUAUGUACACAUGUAUAUCAAUUCUGUAUUCAAAGCUCUAUAAACAGACUUUUGAUUGCAAAUAGAACUAUAAAACUGAAAUUUUAUAAUACAUUAAAGGCCUUAUAUUAAGUUGUAAUUUCACUUGCAUUGUUUAAUCGCUGUUGAAACUGAUGAGAUUAAUUUAAUUUGAUCAUUCAAGAUGUUUCAGAAAUAUUUAUCUAACUAGUAACAACUCAGACUUGCGCGUACUGGACAUUUUAAAUGCACUGUCAAACACGACAUGCAUAUUCAGUGUACAAAUGUGUCCAAUCUAUAAAUUUCAUCUAUUACAUUGUGCAUUCUGUUCUUGUCCAUACCUACUUCAUUUCUCUAGCCAAUUAUUUUGACUUUUAUCAUUGCUUAGAGCUGUAACAAGAAUGUGUUCUCUUAAUUAGAUAGUUUGUCAUUUCUACUCUAUUUUUUAAAAAAUAUUCAGAGUUUUGAGACACUUUGUGUAUACAUGUAUAUGUAUGCUCUUUGCACAUACUUAAAACUAUGCAUUGUAGAUUAAUUCACUUAACUCAUAAUCAUUUUAAUUAGAAUUUUCAUCCUACUAUUUCAUUAAAAUAUGUAUGCAUGUUAAGACUUGUUAAAUUUUUUAAUUGACAAAGUCAUAAAUUCUCAGAGCAAUAAGUCAUUAAGAAAUAUUUCAUAACUUAAAUGUAAAUAAUUCUAGACAGUCAGCAAUAAUAUAACUUAUUAUUCGUUAAUAAAAAAAAGUAUUUGAUGUGUUAUGCGUUAAAGUUGAAUUUUUAAUGUGAAACAUGAAAACUUUUAAUAUUUUGUUGGGAAGGCAAAUAGUUUUUUUUUUUUUUUUUUAAAUUUUUAAAGAAAUUUUAGUAUUUCAUAGCAUUAUAGAAUUGGCAAUUGAACAUUUUUUGAUAGUGGACUAAUUAUUAACUAAUUAAAUAUUGUUUAGAAGUGAGAAUAAAUUAUUGCAAUUAACUUUUUGAUUUCUGUUACAAUAAAACCUGCUAUCUUGAAUGUAACUUUUGAAUCCACGAUUUAUAUGCUUUGUUUUGUAAACAAAAAUGUACAAAAUUUGUCAGAGUAUCUUUUAUUUUGGGAGUUGGGUCUUCUACAGGAAGCUUAUAGUUUUAUAUUUUUAAAAUUUAUUGCAGGUUCAUUGUUUGUUGAAACAUAAGAAAUUAUUUAUUUUUUCAGUUUUAAAACUGAUUUUUGUGCAUUAUUUCAUUAUUCAUUGCAAUCAGAAUUUAAAGCAAACAUUGAUCAAUGAAGUUAUUUGUGUUAUAGUAUAGAAAUUAUAUUUAGAACAUUAAAAGAAAUUAAUUUUAUUUAUUGUAUUUAUUUUAUACUUAAAAAUUAUUGUUGAUGUUGAGUGUGAUUAAUCUGGAUAUAUUUGGUUUCAGAGGAAUCCUAAGACAUAAUUUAUGGUUGCUUUUCCAAAUGUAUAUUUUUUAUUUAAAUUGCUCACUGCUCAAUGUUUAUGUGCAUCUGAAAACACUUAUUUAUAUACAUGUACUUGUAAAUAAAGGAAUGGUUGUGUGUACUUUGUUGAUAUUGUAAUUCAGAGAAAUGGAAUAGAUUAGAAAGAAUUAAUUUAAGGUUAGAUGUACAAAAUUGUAAGUCACGGUGAGAGAGAGACAAAAUAUUAUUGAACCUCCCAAAGAUAUGUACAAAUUUAAUUAUACCCACCUUUGUUAAAAUUCAUUGACAUGCUUUUGACCAGUAUACACAAUAUUACCUUGGUUUUGAAAGUGUGUAUAUUGGCCAAACAUUUCACUGACAGAUUAUCUUUGGUUGGGAUGAAAUGUUGCCAUUUGUUAUAAUGUCUCAUAAUCACAUCUAAUUGUACAUAGCUAUCUGUUAUGUCCAUGAUAUAAUGUUUUUUGUAAAUUUUGUAAAUAUUUGAGUCAUUUUGAAAGAAAUCAAGGAAUGUUAAAUCUUUUUACCAUUAAGCUGUAUUUUGUUUCUCUGUAAAGACCAUUUGUGUAAUCAUUGUACAUAGAGCAUGUUCAAUUUUACAAAGAAAGAAAGUCUUGUAAAUAUAUAAAUAUAUAUUAUAUUAUAUUAGGGAACAGAUAAUUAUCAUGUUCAAGUGGUCUUUUACAUAUGAAAGUGAUAACUGUAUUAAGUAGCUGUCAUAUAUAUACAUAAAUAUAUAUAUUAUAUUUCCCCCCAUCUGAAAUUAUCACUGCCAGGAUGAAAUUUUUGUACAUAACGGACAACAUUAAUUAUUCAUCAUAUAUCCUGCUGCAAGUGAUACUUGAGCUACUCAUACAGUUAAUGACAUGUAAUAAACUAUAUUAUGCUCUUA
Messenger RNA from Argiope bruennichi, 11387 nucleotides. RefSeq names its product histone lysine acetyltransferase CREBBP-like. Gene Ontology annotation, cellular component: transcription regulator complex; histone acetyltransferase complex. Gene Ontology annotation, molecular function: protein binding; chromatin DNA binding; zinc ion binding. The record is from RefSeq and is a predicted model, not a curated record. NCBI's taxonomy places the organism in Eukaryota, Metazoa, Arthropoda, Arachnida, Araneae, Araneidae. The transcript is spliced from 28 exons. Gene Ontology annotation, biological process: positive regulation of transcription by RNA polymerase II. The coding region runs from base 519 to 8369 and encodes 2616 amino acids.